Molecule: messenger RNA, 1437 nt
Organism: Penicillium cataractarum
Lineage: Eukaryota; Fungi; Ascomycota; Eurotiomycetes; Eurotiales; Aspergillaceae
Product: serine/threonine-protein phosphatase 2A activator
Exons: 3
Coding region: 1-1437 (478 amino acids)
Biological process (GO): mitotic spindle organization
Cellular component (GO): nucleus; cytoplasm; protein phosphatase type 2A complex
Molecular function (GO): peptidyl-prolyl cis-trans isomerase activity; protein tyrosine phosphatase activator activity
Source: RefSeq, a predicted model, not a curated record
AUGAAUCCCGAUGGCAGAGCCAUUCGCGUCCUGGCGGUAUUGGACCCGUCGGAACCACACACAUUUGUCGAGCCUGCGAAGAAGAUCCACGAAUCGCAAGAUGUAUCCGCAUUUCUCACCUCGAAAGCUUACUCGGACAUUAUGACUUUUAUUCUGCAGCUAAACCGCGCAAUGUUUCCUACAAAAUCACCCGAUGAUACCAUACAAACCUGGCCUUUGGGCUCCGAAGACGUACAAUACUCUGCGCCCGUUCGCCAGUUACAAGGACUGCUCUCAAAGGUCGAGGAUAUCGUUCAAGAGGUCCCGCCAGACACCGGACCACGGAGAUUUGGAAACAUCAGUUUUCGGAGGUGGCAUGAAGUAUUGGCUAGCCGAGCAUCUGACUUGCUCAAAGAAUGCUUGCCGGCGGAGCUCUUGGACAGGCCGUCGUCCUCGGCCGAGGGAGUUACUGCAGAGGCGGAGCUCAAGGCAUACUUCCUCGGUAGCUGGGGCAGUGGUCAGAGACUUGACUAUGGCACUGGCCAUGAGUUGAGCUUUUUGGCUUUCCUUGGUGCGAUUUGGAAACUCAACGGCUUCCCACAGUCUGAAUUCGGGGUGGAGGAGAGAGCUCUUGUACUUGGGGUGAUCGAGCCGUACCUCGAGCUCGUCAGAUUACUUAUAAAGACGUACACUCUCGAACCAGCGGGUUCUCACGGUGUCUGGGGCCUUGAUGAUCACUCGUUUAUCCCAUACGUAUUUGGCUCUGCUCAAUUAUCCCCCGCUAUUGAAGCCACAGAUCUCACACCCGAAGAAGGCUCGCUACCAGAUGCACCCGCCACAGGUGGAAUCAUGAAGCCCACCAUUGUAGAGCGUGAAAGGAGAGCGAAUCUCUACUUCUCGGCAAUUGGGUUCAUCUACGAUGUGAAAAAGGGUCCUUUCUGGGAACACAGCCCAAUGCUUUAUGACAUCUCUGGAAUUCAAGCUGGCUGGGGCAAGAUCAACAAAGGAAUGAUCAAAAUGUACAACGCAGAGGUUUUGUCCAAAUUCCCCGUCGUGCAGCAUUUCCCCUUCGGAUCCCUCUUCAGCUUCGAUCGUGAUCCGAAUGCUGCCAUGCCUCCAACAACUGUUCAUACUACAUCUGGUCCACAGGGACGCCCUGUCGUACCAGAUGCGGGCUCGCUAUCAUCUUCCACGGCUCGACCCAGCGCAGAUGCUGGCACCAAAGCCCCCUGGGCUACAUCCGGGUCUAGUACUCGUGCUCCACCUAUGGGCCCUACGGCAGCGCCGUGGGCGACUGGCAGACCAACUGAGUCACCAGGAGCACCUGCAACUCUACCUGAUACCUCGCGCCUACCACCAGGUCCAAUGGCUCCUACUAGAGCUCCAUGGGCGAGCGCACGGCCUCCGCCGCCACCACCUGGAGGUGAUGGUCCUACUAAAGCCCCCUGGGCGAAAUAA